Messenger RNA from Recurvomyces mirabilis, 960 nucleotides. It is a transcript of the gene gla1, whose product is annotated as glycoside hydrolase 15 protein. Gene Ontology annotation, cellular component: membrane. Gene Ontology annotation, molecular function: starch binding. The record is from RefSeq and is a predicted model, not a curated record. NCBI's taxonomy places the organism in Eukaryota, Fungi, Ascomycota, Dothideomycetes, Mycosphaerellales, Teratosphaeriaceae. The transcript is spliced from 2 exons. The coding region runs from base 1 to 960 and encodes 319 amino acids.
AUGAGACUCACGCUCGCUUUCCCCCUUUCACUCCCUCUUCUCCCCGCCCUCACCGCCCUCACCGCUGCUGCCAGCACCACCACCACCCCCUUCACCCUCUCAAACCUCUACACCAAACAGCCCAACGGCAACCCCGACGGCCAAACCAACUUCUACACCAUCGAAUUCACCCUCAAAAGCACCAAUGGCGACUCGCCCCAAUCCGGAUACUGCUGGGCAUCAUGGGGCGACAACAGCUACACGAGCAAUAACGCCUAUUCCGAUUAUGUUCCCACGGGAGAAUGGAUCCAGUGCGCGCAUAAUGCUAGUGAGAUAGGAGAUCAAACGAGCGAGUUCGCAUUCCAGCUGUACAAACCGUUUGGGAUUGGGGCAUUUGAGGUUGCUGUGUUGCAGAAUUAUACGGAGACGAGCAACAACACACCAACCCAACUCAUAGCAACCUCCAUCCCUUACACCAUCACAAACUCCACCGGCUCCUCCUCCGCCCUAACCUGCUCCAUCAUCCCCUCGGAAAAUCCUGGGUUCCAAGUCCACGCCUCAGGCGAAUGCACCACCCCAUCCAACUUCACCGGGUACGAGAUCCCCGUGGCCAAUACCAGUUCCGCAUGCACAAACACGCCUUCUACCCUCGUCUCCCUAUCCUUCCCUGUUCAAGAAAGGACGGUUUACGGGGAUAAUGUGUUUGUUGUGGGAAAUAUCACCGAACUAGGGGAUUGGGAUGUCUAUCACGCCGUACCGCUGAGUAGUGAGGGGUAUACGGACAUCAACACGCUGUGGUCUGGCGGGGACGUGAAGGUCAGUGCGGGGACGCCGGUUGAAUACAAGUAUAUCCAGUGGAGUGCCGACGGGAGUCUUUUAUGGGAGUGUGGAGAGAACCGCGUGGGAUCGGUAGAGUAUGGGACGUGUGGGAUGCAGACGGUGGGGAAUGAUCCGGAUUACUUUCGGUGUGGAAAUCAUUGA